Molecule: messenger RNA, 858 nt
Organism: Gastrolobium bilobum
Lineage: Eukaryota; Viridiplantae; Streptophyta; Magnoliopsida; Fabales; Fabaceae
Exons: 1
Coding region: 1-858 (285 amino acids)
Source: RefSeq, a predicted model, not a curated record
AUGGGGUGGCAGAAAAAAGCAAAAGAGUUCUUCAACUGUGGUGUUCCCACCCAUAAAGGGGUCUUCUACCUCCUCACCAUAACAGUUCUCAACCUUCUCCUCCCUCUCUCUUUCUUGCUCUUGGCAACUCUCUCUCGUGCUCAAUACUAUCUUCAAACCCUCACUUGGUACCAUUCACCACAACCCUUUCUCUAUUUUUUAUCCCUUGUCUUGUAUAUCAACCCAUCUAUUCUCUACAUUCUUGUUUCCAUUGUAAGCGUAGCUACCUUAAUCCAUGGUUUAACGGGUAAAAUCACCCUUUUCAGCGAGUCAUCUUGUAGCUCUGUUCUACAACCUCGUCUCCACACAGCGUGGAUUCUCCUUUGCAUGUUCCAAGUUUUCGUUGGUUUGGGGAUUGAGGGAAGCAUUGCAGCUGGAGUUUAUGACUCUGACCCGAGUUAUGGUGCUGAGAGAAGCCUCUUAAGCAGGGUGUUUUUUCUGUUGGGAAUGCACGAGACAACUCAAGUUUGGACUAGAAUGGUGGUGAGGCCCGUGGUGGAUAACACUCUGUUCGGCGUUGAAAGAAAAGAAAGAUGGUUUGAGAGGGUGGCCAUGGCUGCAAGCUUAGGCACCUUAUGGUGGUGGAGGUUGAGAGAGGAAGUGGAGACCUUAGUGGUUGUGGCUGAAGCAAAGAAAGAGCAAUUAAUGGAUGUUGGAAUUGGUGACUUUGUUGGAUGGUGGUUGUAUUAUCUAACUGUCACAAUUGGUAUGGUAAGGAUUGUGAAAGGUCUCAUGUGGAUGUUCAUGAUUUCUCUAUGUAGAAGAAGGGUGACAGGGAUUUCCCAUGUGGAAUCAAGUCAGAACGAUGACAAGGUGUGA